This is a messenger RNA of Colletotrichum destructivum, 1694 nucleotides long. Its product is annotated as Putative transmembrane emp24 domain-containing protein. Gene Ontology annotation, cellular component: endoplasmic reticulum; Golgi apparatus; endoplasmic reticulum-Golgi intermediate compartment. The coding region runs from base 219 to 881 and encodes 220 amino acids. Gene Ontology annotation, biological process: Golgi organization; endoplasmic reticulum to Golgi vesicle-mediated transport; intracellular protein transport. Lineage: Eukaryota; Fungi; Ascomycota; Sordariomycetes; Glomerellales; Glomerellaceae. The record is from RefSeq and is a predicted model, not a curated record. The transcript has 4 exons.
CCCCCAAAGGUGGUUCCUUGAGACCGUAGCUGUCCUAUUGCUAGCCCAGGGAGCUCCUUUAACGACCAGCUUUCGACAAUUCAACCCACGCCCGGCUCCUCCCUCCUCACCCUAUCCACAAUCGACCCUUUACUCCCGCCGCUGGAACUGGCCCGAACCGAUCGAUCGAGAAUUCUUCCUGGCUCAGCUGCCACAGAUUUGCGAAAACCGUGCGAACGAUGGCGCCGACAAGAUCGUUGCUGCACUACGUGUGCAGCCUAGUCCUCUUUGCCUGCUGCGCCCAGGCGCUCAGGUUCGACCUGCAGGCCACAAGCCCCCAUGAGGGCAAGAAGGAGCGAUGCAUCCGUAACUUUGUCGCUCGGGACACCCUCGUUGUCGUCACAGCCAUUGUGGACGGUCAGAAGGGCGAUGGCAUGACCGUCAAUAUGCACAUCAAGGACGCUGUUGGCAACGACUACGGCAAGCCUAAGGAUAUUGCGGGCGGCGAGAAACGCAUUGUCUUCACCUCCCACGCCGACGCUGCCUUUGACGUUUGCUUCGAGAACAUCCUCUCUGGUUCCGGGCGCAGCGGCGCCACGAGUCGUCACAUCGAGCUCGACAUCGAUAUCGGCGCCGACGCAAAGGACUGGAACGCCAUCCAGGCGACGGAGAAGCUCAAGCCCGUCGAGGCGGAGCUGCGGCGCAUCGAGGAGCUUGUCGGCGAGAUCAAUAGCGAGAUGGAUUACCUGCGUUCUCGCGAGCAUAAGCUGCGCGACACCAACGAGAGCACCAACACCCGUGUCAAGUGGUUCGGCAUCGGCACUACGUUGAUACUCGUCGGCCUGUGGGCCUGGCAGAUUAUGUACCUGCGGGCGUACUUCAGAUCCAAGCACCUUAUUUAGAGUCCUUCUUUGGCGGGGUAAGCAAGCGAGUCGACCAAACGGCUUAACAAAGCCGCAAAGAGUUUACGGGAUGUCGUGCUGGGCGUGGAAAGGGCGGUGACGAGUCUCUGAUGAUGCUAAUCGGAAAAGGAUCCAAGCGCCUAGGGAGGGUUUCCCAGUGCGUAGUAGUGUAUACAUACAUACCACGGUCGCCAUUUUAAAAGCCAUGAAUGAUAUAACGGACAUCACAUCACGCUCUUGUCUCUGCCGCAAAAAUGACAUGUCCACUCGAGUGGGGUGCGCAGCCAGGACCAAGAGAACGUCCCGUAAGUCUUGGUCUGUGUUAUAGUAGUCCUCACGUAUCGACAUUUACGUCGGUUGAUAUCGAGGCUGAUCUCUCAAUUGACUGCAAAGAUUUGAAUUGGGGGCACUAUGUCAAGUGGCGUGUGUUGCCUAAGUGCAUAUCGCUGAGCCAGUCGUCUUCCGCUGUCAAAUUACGGGUUUGUUGUACAACAUCGUCCCGGGGCCCGGGGCGUGGUAGCCAGCCUCCAACGAAAGCAGGCCGCCGCCUUUCUCUCAUAUUCCCUGCCUUUCCCUUCGCCACCUUGCACAUAUGUGCUCCGUCCGUAACUAUGUGCAAAAGCUUCCAACGAAGCCGAAAAUGCCGUGUACUAUUGCCCCCUCCUUGCCUGCCCAUCUCUGUCUCUCUGUCUCUCCGCCGUUGUAGUAAUGCUCCUGAUAGAUGUGGUGGUACAAAUCCCCUUGCUCUGGCGGUCCUCUACUCCUGCAGUCUUUGAUCCUCGCGCCCAUCCACUGGCCCAAAUGAUCCCCGCU